This is a messenger RNA of Dibothriocephalus latus, 186 nucleotides long. Lineage: Eukaryota; Metazoa; Platyhelminthes; Cestoda; Diphyllobothriidea; Diphyllobothriidae. The record is from the annotation of a GenBank genome assembly.
AUGCGCUUGACGAAGGCCCUGAUUGAUAACCAGCACAUCUCCCUGGAGGCCUACCUUCACCUCAUUGUGCCCACCGUGAUCACAUGCAUUCUCUGUCGUCAACUCUGCGCUAAACCCAUCACAGACAAUCACUGGGCCCUGCGCGACUACGCUGCCAAACAGCUGGUCACCCUGUGCAAUCGGUGA